This is a messenger RNA of Magallana angulata, 535 nucleotides long. RefSeq lists its product as uncharacterized. The coding region runs from base 114 to 515 and encodes 133 amino acids. Lineage: Eukaryota; Metazoa; Mollusca; Bivalvia; Ostreida; Ostreidae. The record is from RefSeq and is a predicted model, not a curated record. The transcript has 4 exons.
UUUAAAUACAGUACCGUGCCAAAAUCGAGAUAAGAGAGAGUACGUUUGCAUAUAUAAGCAAAGGAUUGCUCUUUUUUGAACAAUCGCAAUUUGAACCGACACUUCAUAGAAUAAUGUUCUCCGCUGUUUUCUUGAUUAGUACUGUGUCUGUGGCUGUGGGUAUGACCACAACUGCACAUCAUGGGCAUCAUCAUCCACAUAACACACAUGUACAUGGACAUCAUACUGGACCUACACAUGAACCAAAUGUGAACGAAAGUUUUCUGUUCCACUAUGAUGCUCAUUCGCACACGUUGGUCGUUAAGACACAGCGUCAUUGCUACCUAUACAUGCUCACAGCUGAUCAACAAACAAGUGUACAUACCACAACAGGACUCCAUGCCAUCGAGAAGUCCAUCAUUGAUUUGAUCGACACUAACAGUCCUACAGUCGCUGUCACCGCUCAGGAUCUCACCACCAUCAGUGCAGGACUCUCACAUUUCUGUAAAAAUAUCCCUGCUUUAAAAUUGAAUUAAAAUUGUGUAUAUCAAAUAUA